AUUACUAAACUCGAUAGUCGAUAAUACUCGAUAUAUAGUAAUUUCAAUGACCAUUGCCCGGAAUUACUGAGUUGGGAACUUGGGAUAUAACAGUUGAUAGUUAAAUAGUACGUAUUUCGUUUCGAAGCCUGAAAUAAACAUGAGUUUCACGGUUUCCAAGUGUUUUUGCAACGUCGUAAGGACCUUGUCUCGCUCCAAUUACACGAGUGCCAUAAGCUUGAAAAAUCUACACCCUAAGAGUUCGUUGAAAAUUACCACACCAUCACCUGAACAAUUGUCAGUUGAUGAUAAAAUUUUUACGGGAUAUAUACCAGUAGAAGAACUGGAUAUCACAUAUAGCACUUCUAGUGGUCCAGGGGGUCAGAAUGUUAACAAGGUCAAUACCAAAGUUGAUUUGAGAUUCAAGGUGGAAUCGGCUAAAUGGCUCAAUGAAGAAGUCCGACAGAAACUUAUUGAUAUUCACCAAAAUAAACUUACUAAAGAGGGAUAUUUGGUAAUUCGGUCAGAAAAGACACGGUCACAACAACUGAAUCUUGCAGAUGCCAUGGAACGAUUACGUUCUCUUGUAUGGAAAGCUGCUGAACCUGAGCCAAAGCAAUCUGAAGAAACCAUUGAAAAAAUAAGACGCAGGAUUGAGAAAGCAAAUCGCACAAGAUUGAUAGAAAAGAAAAUGAAAUCCUUGACCAAGAGCAAUCGUCAAGCACCAACAGUGUUCUAAGUACAUGUAGUAUGAUACGUUGCAUAGCAUGCAUUAUUGAUUAAUUCAGCAGGGGAACAAGAUUAUUAUUCACUUUGUUGUAACAUUUUAUCUUAUAUUAAUAUUUAAUACAAAAUGUUAUUUGUAAAUAAAAUUGAAUUAGUUAUUCAUUCUA
Rhopalosiphum padi (bird cherry-oat aphid) is the source of this 872-nucleotide messenger RNA. RefSeq names its product large ribosomal subunit protein mL62. Gene Ontology annotation, biological process: mitochondrial translational termination. Gene Ontology annotation, cellular component: mitochondrial large ribosomal subunit. The transcript is spliced from 4 exons. Gene Ontology annotation, molecular function: translation release factor activity. NCBI's taxonomy places the organism in Eukaryota, Metazoa, Arthropoda, Insecta, Hemiptera, Aphididae. Bases 140 to 718 code for a protein of 192 amino acids. The record is from RefSeq and is a predicted model, not a curated record.